UGCCACAUACAAACUUACCCGAGCUGUGGAAGUAGACUUCUUUACCUUCAUGACACCGCAGGGGCGACAACAAGAGCCAAACACACUGAGAGCCAAAGAUCAAAACUACAGCGGUCAAGCAUCAGUAGCUGCUCUGGUGAUCCGCUCUGCUCACCGCAUUCAGUAAGGAGAUUUAUCACACGCAACCUGAAGAGAUGAGCAGCAGCAAGAAGAUGGAGGAUGAGGCGGUGCUGGACCGGGGGGCGUCCUUACUCAAGCACAUCUGUGACGAGGAGGAGGUAGAAGGUCAUCACACCAUCUACAUCGGCGUGCACGUGCCCAAGAGCUAUCGGCGUCGGAGGCGUCACCGCCGGAGAGCCGGCCACAAGGACAGAAAGGAGAAGUUGACGGAGAACACCUCUGACAAGUCGGAUGCAGAAAACAACGAUGAGGCCAGCAACAGCAUCCUCAAACCUCUCAUCUCGCCUGCAGCAGAGAGGAUCCGCUUCAUCCUGGGCGAGGAGGAUGACGGCCCGGCACCCCCUCAACUCUUCACCGAGCUGGAUGAGCUGCUGUCGGUGGAUGGACAGGAGAUGGAGUGGAAGGAGACGGCCAGGUGGAUAAAGUUUGAGGAGAAGGUGGAGAAAGGAGGUGAACGCUGGAGUAAACCCCACGUGGCCACGCUGUCCUUACAUAGCCUUUUUGAACUGCGGACGUGCAUAGAGAAAGGCACCAUCAUGCUGGACCUGGAAGCUUCCACUCUACCUCAGGUUGUUGAGAUGAUCACUGACAACCAGAUAGAGAUCGGCCAGCUGAAACCAGAACUGAAGGACAAGGUGAUGUACACGUUGCUACGGAAACAUCGUCACCAGACCAAGAAGUCCAACCUGCGCUCUCUGGCUGACAUCGGCAAGACGGUCUCCAGUGCAAGUAGGCUGUUUUCCAACCCGGAAAACGACAGUCCCACCACAACUCACCGGAACCUGACCUCCAGCAGCCUGAACGACAUUUCUGACAAACCGGAAAAAGACCAGCUGAGAAACAAGUUCAUGAAGAAGUUGCCGAGAGACGCCGAGGCCUCCAACGUGCUGGUGGGGGAGGUGGACUUCCUGGACGCGCCAUUCGUGGCGUUUGUUCGUCUGCAGCAAGCUGUGAUGCUGGGAGCCUUAACAGAGGUUCCUGUUCCCACAAGAUUUUUAUUCAUCUUGCUUGGACCCAAAGGCAAAGCCAAAUCGUACCAUGAGAUUGGCAGAGCGAUCGCCACGCUGAUGUCAGAUGAGGUCUUCCAUGACAUUGCGUAUAAGGCCAAGGACAGACAAGACCUGCUGGCUGGUAUCGAUGAGUUCCUGGACGAGGUGAUUGUGCUUCCUCCUGGAGAGUGGGACCCGGCCAUCAGGAUAGAGCCUCCGAAAUCCCUCCCAUCCUCUGACAAAAGGAAAAACAUGUAUGCAGGAGGGGACUCUCAGAUGAAUGGAGACAUGCCUCAUGAUGGAGGUCACGGAGGAGGGGGACACGCUGUAGGGGACGAGCUGAAGAAGACUGGAAAGUUUUGUGGUGGUCUCAUACUCGACAUCAAAAGAAAAGCGCCUUUCUUUAUCAGUGACUUCACAGAUGCAUUUCACAUUCAGGCCUUGUCGGCCAUAUUGUUUAUUUACCUGGGAACUGUGACAAACGCCAUCACCUUCGGCGGUCUCCUUGGGGAUGCUACAGAAAACAUGCAGGGUGUGUUGGAGAGUUUUCUGGGCACAGCGAUCAGUGGCGGGGUUUUCUGUCUGUUGGCCGGCCAGCCUCUCACCAUCCUCAGCAGCACCGGUCCUGUUCUGGUGUUUGAACGGCUGCUCUUCAAUUUCAGCAGAGAUAAUGACUUUGACUACCUGGAGUUCCGCCUGUGGAUCGGCCUGUGGUCGGCGUUCUUUUGCCUGGUGCUCGUGGCCACUGACGCCAGCUUCUUGGUUCAGUACUUCACCCGGUUUACCGAGGAGGGCUUCUCCUGUCUCAUCAGCUUCAUCUUCAUCUACGAUGCCUUCAAGAAGAUGCUCAAACUAGCUCAUCACUAUCCCAUCAACUCAGAAUUCAGGAUGGACUACGUCACACAAUAUGACUGCCUCUGUAUGGCCCCCACUGUUCUAGAGAACAGUACAGACAUCAUUGGCGAUCCUUUAGAUGGGACUUCGUUGUGGUUCUGGAACAACACUGAUCUGCCAAUGAACGCCACGUGGUCGUCCCUCACAAAGACGGAGUGCUUAAAGUACAAAGGAGAGCUUGUGGGGAAGUCCUGCGACUUUGUCCCCGACAUCACCCUCAUGUCCUUCAUCCUGUUCUUUGGGACUUACACCUGCUCCAUGGGUCUGAAGAAGUUCAAGACCAGCCCGUUCUUCCCCACCACUGUGAGGAAACUCAUCAGUGACUUUGCCAUCAUCCUGGCCAUCCUUAUCUUCUGCGGAGUCGACAUGCUCGUAGGAGUCGAUACUCCCAAACUCAUCGUGCCAAGUGAAUUUAAGCCAACAAGUCCUAACCGAGGCUGGUUUGUGCCCCCGUUCGGAGGAAACCCCUGGUGGGUUUACCUGGCGUCGGCUCUCCCGGCCCUGCUGGUCACCAUACUGGUCUUCAUGGACCAACAGAUUACUGCUGUGAUCGUCAACAGGAAGGAGCACAAGCUGAAGAAAGGGGCAGGUUACCAUCUGGAUCUUUUCUGGGUGGCCGUUCUGCUCAUCGUUUGCUCCUUCAUGGGUCUGCCGUGGUACGUGGCCGCCACCGUCAUCUCCAUCGCUCACAUCGACAGUCUAAAGAUGGAAACGGAAACGUCGGCUCCUGGAGAGCAGCCGAAGUUCCUGGGUGUGAGAGAGCAGAGGGUCACUGGUGUGUGUGUGUUCAUCCUGACAGGACUGUCUGUUUUUAUGUCUCCGAUUUUAAAGUUUAUCCCCAUGCCUGUGCUGUAUGGAGUCUUCCUGUACAUGGGGGUCGCCUCUCUCAAUGGAGUGCAGUUUAUGGAUCGUCUCAAGCUGCUUCUGAUGCCAGCGAAGCAUCAGCCCGACCUGGUUUACCUGCGACACGUCCCCCUCAGGAAAGUCCACCUCUUCACCUUCAUCCAGGUCCUCUGCUUGGCUCUGCUCUGGAUCCUCAAGUCCACUGUGGCUGCCAUCAUAUUCCCCGUCAUGAUCCUCGCUCUGGUGGCCGUCAGAAAAGCGAUGGACUACAUGAUCUCCCAGCAUGACCUCAGCUUCCUGGACGACGUCAUCCCAGAGAAGGACAAGAAGAAGAAAGAGGACGAGAAGAAGAAAAAGAAAAAACGAGGCAGCAUCGACAGCGACGCUGAAGACUCUGACUAUCCUUACAAUGAGAAAGUUCCCAGCAUUAAAAUCCCCAUGGACAUGAUGGAGCAGGAGCCUUUCUUAGGUGAUAAGGCCUCUGACAGAGAGAAGUCCCCGUCAUUCCUUGAACGACACACAUCGUGCUGAGCAGCUUCGCUACUACCAGGCCAACUACCUGUCCAGCCCCGAGAUGACUCCACUGAAGUCUGUGCCUCAGAUUAGAAUAGACAUGGACCCAGACGAUGAAAAUACUUUCUACUGGAGGAGC
Molecule: messenger RNA, 3558 nt
Organism: Plectropomus leopardus (leopard coralgrouper)
Lineage: Eukaryota; Metazoa; Chordata; Actinopteri; Perciformes; Serranidae
Gene: slc4a4a
Product: solute carrier family 4 member 4a
Biological process (GO): transmembrane transport; bicarbonate transport; monoatomic anion transport
Cellular component (GO): plasma membrane; basolateral plasma membrane
Molecular function (GO): monoatomic anion transmembrane transporter activity; sodium:bicarbonate symporter activity; solute:inorganic anion antiporter activity
Source: RefSeq, a predicted model, not a curated record